CCCGACUGGUCUUGCUGGUGCCCAUCCACAGAGCUGAAGCCGUCUCCAAGUUGGUGGUUCCCUGGUCAUUUUCUUUUUUAUAUAAAAGAGUUGGUGGUUCCCUUGGCCGAGGGCGAAGAGGAGCCGCUGGUGCACGCCCGCAGCAGCAUCCGCCGGGCCUGCCUGCGGACCGCCGCGGGCGCGGGCGCGGAGCCCCACGACGCCGGGGAGCGCGGCAUCUCCGCCUCCAUGCCGAGGAUUGACCGCCUGCAGAUGAAGAUGCAGCAGUCCGACGACAGCGAAACGCCCAGCACGGGCAGGCUGUCGUCGCCGGGCUACGCGCCGCAGGCGGAGCUCGGGGCGCUGCGGGAGCGCACGGCCACGCUGGAGGCGCAGCUGCUGCAGUGCGCCAGGGCCGGGCAGGGCCUGCUGGCGCAGAACCAGGACCUCCAGCACCAGGUGGGCCAGCUGAAGGAGGCCCAGCAGCUGCUGCAGCGGCAUGCCUCGGAGCUGCAGGAGCAGCUCGAGGAGGAGAGGCAGCGGCCGCGGAGCUCGAGGCCCAGCUCCAGGAGGCAGAGCCGCAGGUGGAGCCGCGAGAGCCUGGACGACGACGCUUCUGCGGUCCGUGGUGACCUCUCCAGGCGUGCCAGCACUGCCACCAGGAAGUCGGCGGCGCGCACGGGCAGUCCGUCCAGCGGUUCGGACCAGUCGGGCAGCAGGCCGCCGCCAAGGAUGAGCACCCGAUCGCCAGCUGCCCGACGGCAUGGCAGCGUCGACUCGAUGCAGUCCUCGGGCGGGGGCGAGGACGGCGAGUCCCGCGCCUGCGAGGAGCUGCGGCGGCAGCUGCACACCGUGGAGGACACGAACUCGGAGCUGCUGGCCGCGAACACGCAGCUCCACGACGGCAUGCAGCGCCUCGAGCGCGAGCUGCACGAGGCGCGCGCGCAGGCCCGGGCCGAGGCCGAGGCGGCGCAGGCGGAGGCCGCGAGGGCGGCCGAGGCCGAGCAGUGCGGCGACGAGGCGCCGUGCGCGCUGGCGCCCGCGCCGAUGGGCCGCGGCCUCGCGCGCUUCAAGCGGACCGCCUGGGCGGUGCGCUUCGCGGUGGACACGCCCUCCAGGGCGGCGUCGCGCCUGAGGCGGGCCUCCAGCAGCCUGUCCGACUCCGAGCGGCGCCUCCGGAGGACCUCCAGCACCGGGCUCGACGCGCCCGCGCUGGGGGCGGCGCUCAGCGAGGAGGACGAGGAGAGCGAGGAGGGCGCCGAGGAGGCCUCGAAGCGGGAGGCCGACCUGGAGGGGCAGCUCCGCGAGAGCGUGGUGCGGUGCGAGGCCGCCGAGCGCGAGGUGGGCCACCUCGCCGCGCGGUGUGCCGCGCUCGAGGAGGAGCGCGCCCGUGCGCAGGAGCUCUGGCGAGAGGAGACGGUGCGGUCGGCGGCGCUCGCGUGCGAGGUGGAGCAGCUGCGCGCCAAGCUGGACGAGCAGGACGCGGAGGCGAGCGCGCUGCUCAUGGCCCGCCACCGCCGCCGGAGCCUCGCCGCCGACCUCUCGGGGGCCCGCCCCUCGCUGCGGGCGGAGGCGGACGGCGAGCCGCCCGAGG
This is a messenger RNA of Prorocentrum cordatum, 1573 nucleotides long. NCBI's taxonomy places the organism in Eukaryota, Dinophyceae, Prorocentrales, Prorocentraceae. The record is from the annotation of a GenBank genome assembly.